AUAAAUAGCCGCCUUUGCUGGCGGCGGGCGGCGGACGGGCUGUGCACACGCUGGCCCCUGGCGCUCCCCGCGCCCCUUCCCCAGAGUGCUGACUCGGCUCCCAGGACCUCAGCACAAUGGAAGAGAAGCUGAAGAAUACCAAGAUCAUCUUUGUGGUGGGUGGGCCUGGCUCGGGGAAGGGCACCCAGUGCGAGAAGAUUGUCCAGAAGUACGGCUACACCCACCUCUCCACGGGGGACCUCCUGAGGGCCGAGGUCAGCUCAGGCUCAGCCAGGGGCAAGAUGCUGUCGGAAAUCAUGGAGAAGGGGCAGCUCGUGCCGCUGGAGACAGUGUUGGACAUGCUCCGAGAUGCCAUGGUGGCCAAAGUAAAAACUUCCAAAGGCUUCCUGAUCGAUGGUUACCCACGGGAGGUGAAGCAGGGAGAGGAGUUUGAGCAAAGGAUUGCAAAGCCCACGCUGCUGCUGUAUGUAGACGCAGGAGCUGAUACCAUGACCCAGAGGCUCCUCAAGCGUGGGGAGACCAGUGGACGUGUGGAUGACAAUGAAGAGACCAUCAAGAAGCGACUGGAAACAUACUACAAGGCCACAGAACCUGUCAUCGCCUUCUAUGAGAAACGUGGCAUCGUGCGCAAGGUCAAUGCUGAAGGCUCUGUGGAGGAUAUCUUCUCCCAGGUCUGCACCCACCUGGAUGCCCUGAAGUAGCUUCGCCUGGAGCCCCUUCCCCAGGCCAGAGCCCCGCCCCCAGCCCGGUUCUGACUCCAGGCGGUCCUGGCCCAGGCCCAGAGCCUCCACCCUACCCGGCCAGAGCACAGACAGAGGAAGCUACUUUAUCCUGUUUUCAUGGACAGCGGAGCACUAAAGGAAUUUCCAAGGACA
Choloepus didactylus (southern two-toed sloth) is the source of this 875-nucleotide messenger RNA. It is a transcript of the gene AK1, whose product is annotated as adenylate kinase 1. The record is from RefSeq and is a predicted model, not a curated record. NCBI's taxonomy places the organism in Eukaryota, Metazoa, Chordata, Mammalia, Pilosa, Megalonychidae. Gene Ontology annotation, cellular component: cytosol; cytoplasm. Bases 117 to 701 code for a protein of 194 amino acids. The transcript is spliced from 7 exons. Gene Ontology annotation, biological process: nucleoside triphosphate biosynthetic process; ATP metabolic process. Gene Ontology annotation, molecular function: nucleoside diphosphate kinase activity; AMP kinase activity; ATP binding.